Molecule: messenger RNA, 537 nt
Organism: Trichomonas vaginalis G3
Lineage: Eukaryota; Parabasalia; Trichomonadida; Trichomonadidae
Product: protein of unknown function, DUF4106 family
Exons: 1
Coding region: 1-537 (178 amino acids)
Source: RefSeq, a predicted model, not a curated record
AUGCCACGUAAGCUACGUAAGAAUAUACGUAAGAGGAAGGGAGCAUUGAAACAUCCAAUAGUAAAACUGACACCACAACAACAGUUGCAACAACAAAUUAUGAAUGACCCCACUAUGUUGCAACAAAUGUCAAGCAACCCUAUGCUUUUAAACCGAGUUAUUGGUGCACAGAGUGGAGGUUUAAGAGCGGGACUUUUAGCGAAAAUGGCAGGCUAUGGUGGAGCUGCAGACGGAACAGCUUAUAACCCUCAAAGUCAAAUGAAUUUGAGUUCACUCAAAAAUCAAAUAACAGAUGUCAAAAAGUCAAACAUAGACAUACAGAAACAAAUAAGUGAAAACGAAAAGAAACUAGAAUAUGACAGACACACAAAGAAACUAAAUGAGUUAAACGUAGAGAAAAAGAAGAAAGAAGAACAACUGAAAGAACUAAGUACAGAGGAAUAUGCGAAAAAAGUGUCAGAAAAAGCAGAAGAAGUAGCAAAAAUGGAACAAGAUGUUAUAAAUUUGAAAAACAUACUACUCAAUAUAAAGUACUGA